Molecule: messenger RNA, 1687 nt
Organism: Setaria italica (foxtail millet)
Lineage: Eukaryota; Viridiplantae; Streptophyta; Magnoliopsida; Poales; Poaceae
Exons: 2
Coding region: 322-1431 (369 amino acids)
Molecular function (GO): protein binding
Source: RefSeq, a predicted model, not a curated record
AUGAGCAAGCUGAGAUCUUUAUUCAGCUACUAGCUGAUGCAAAAGCAUUUGCAAUUCGCAUGUAGGGAACAGUGGUGCAUGGCAGCAGGUGGCUGUGUUUGAUUUCACAUGGCAGCUACUACUUUCUUCCUUGUAACCACCUGCGCAUCAUCCUACCACGAUCGCGACCACAGAGGAUGAUCACCUGUGCUUAGUCAACCUGGAUUCUUGCUCACAGUCACAGAUCAUCAGCUAGCUCCGUGCAGUGUCACCGUUGCACUUGGCUUCUCUGCAACUCUGACUGACCCAGCAGAACAGAGCAAGCCAAAACCGAAUCCAACCAUGGAGCCGCCGCCGCUACGCGCCCCGCCAGACGAGCUGGUGGAGGAGAUCCUCCUCCGCUCCCCGCCGGACGACCCCGCGAGCCUCGUCCGCGCCGCGCUCGUCUGCAAGCGCUGGUGCCGCCUCGUCUCGGCCCACCCCUUCCGCCUCCGCUUCCGCGGCCUCCACCGCUGCCCGGCCCCGAUGCUGGGCUUCCUCUGCAACGACGUCUUCCACGCCGGCGGCGACGAGGCCUGCUCCGCCCGCUUCGUCCGCACCGCGGCCUCGUGCCCGCCACUCGCGUCCCGCCGCGGCUGGCACGCGCUCGACGCCCGCGCCGGUCGCGUCCUCCUCCACCGGGCCGCCGCGGCGCAGGCGAUCUGCCUCGCCGUCUGGGACCCCCUCGCCGCCGGCGACAGCCGCCACCUGGACCUGCCCGCCCCCGCGCUGCCGCGGCGCCCGCGCAGCUGGAACGCCGCGCUGCUGUGCGACGACGACCCGGACGGCGGGCCGUUCCGCAUCGUCCUCGUGGGCACCGACUCCCAGGGGACCUUCGCCUGCGUCUACUCGUCGCCCGAGCCCGCCGCGUGGAGCGAGCCAGCCUACGCGCCUCAGCACCCCAAGGACCACGUCGACGCGGUGCGCGGCGCCCUCGUCGGCGACACGAUCUACUUCGUCUGCCAGAGGAGGACGAGGGUGCUCAGGUACGACCUCGCCACGCGCGCCAUGUCCGUGGUGCACCUGCCGCCGGCGUCCCACAACCAGCGCAUCGUGCUCACCACGGCGGAGGGCGGCGGCCUGGGGUUCGCGAGGAUGGACGGCUACUGGCUCGGCCUCUGGUCCAUGGACGUCGGCGGCGGUGGCGGUGCCGUGGAGUGGACGCAGGACAGGGUGAUUGACCUCCGGACGCUGCUCCCCGUCAUCGAUCUGCUCGGGUUUGCGCAUGGCCUUGGCAUCGUCUUGGUGGGGACGGUGGAUGGCUUCUUCUCCGUUGAUCAAAAGUCUGGCAGCAUCAACAAGGUAGGAGACGGCCCUGGCUUCUACAAUGUCGUUCCCUUUGUGAGCUUCUACACUCCAGCACUGGGAACGGCAUCUACGACAGAUGAGGAGGGAUCAAGUUCGAAUGCAUGAAAAGUGCAUGCUCUCUCCAAAAUCCAACAAGGAAGGAAGCGAUCGUAGUGUUUCUGCUGUCCCUCGUGCUUCUGAUGCUUGUGAGGAUUGAGGGGUUGUUAGUUACUAGAGGAUUACUGCUGUCUAAUGAUGCCAUUACUGGCCGGGAAUACUUCCCUAGAUACUGUUUUCUGCUCCGUCCUGAAUCACAGAUGCUGGAUUGUAUCAUGCACUGCAUCUUUCCAUCAGCAAGUGUAUCAUGCACUGCAUCUUUCAA